CUCGGCCAUGAUAUGCUGGUCGAUUCAGACUACGACGAGAAGCAACAAGAUGUGGCCAUAAUCUCACCAGAAGACGACUCGAUGGAGGAAGUCGCUGUCCAGGAGCCUCGCGCCGACGACUUUGCUGCAAUGCGCAACCGCUUCAUGCCCGAAGACCCCGACCUCGAAAUUGAAUCCGAAACAACCUUCACAUGGGACAUCAAAGAUUGGCGUACGCUGCCACGUAGACACCACAGUCCGACUUUCCACACCGGUGACCACCCUUGGAAAGUUCUCUUCUUCCCGCCGGCAACAACGCGAACGAUCAGCUUCUACCUCGAACAGGGCUAUGGCGAAGAGGACAAGCCUCCGGCAGACUGGUAUGCAUGUGCUCGCUUCAUGCUCGUGCUGUGGAACCCGAACGACCCGAGCAUCUACCUACACCAUGAGGCUCAACACCGCUUCAAUCAAGAGGAGGGCGACUGGGGCUUCACACGUUUCGCAGAAAAGAACAGAGUGUUUGCUACACGCUUCGACGAAAAGGACCGCCCUCUGGUAGAGAAUGAUUCUGCCAAACUGACUGCCUAUGUCAGAGUGCUCAAAGACCCAACUGGUGUUCUUUGGCAUAACUUUGUGAACUAUGACUCUAAGAAAGAGACUGGUAUGGUGGGUCUUCGCAACCAGGGCGCAACUUGCUAUCUCAACUCUUUGCUCCAAUCACUCUUCUUCACCAACGCUUUCCGCAAGAAUGAGACAGACGCACGGAACAGCAGUGCUUGGGCCUUACAGCGACUCUUUUACAAGCUACAGACAGACCCUGCCGCUGUAUCUACUAUGGAACUUACUCAAUCAUUCGGAUGGGAGUCUCGUCAGGUCUUCGAGCAACAGGACGUCCAGGAACUCUCUCGCAUCCUGAUGGACAAAUUGGAAGAGAAGAUGAAAGGCACCGAAGCUGCAAAUGUACUGGCUGAGAUGUUUGUUGGCAAGAUGAAAACAUAUCUUCGCUGCAUCAACGUCGACUACGAGAGCUCUCGUGUCGAAGACUUCUGGGACCUGCAACUCAACGUCAGUGGCUGCAAGACGCUUGAUGACAGUUUCCGCGACUACGUUCAGGUCGAGACUCUUGAAGGUGACAACAAAUAUGCUGCCGAAGGAUACGGCUUGCAAGACGCAAAGAAGGGUGUCAUCUUCGAGAGCUUCNCCCAAGUUCUGCACCUCCAACUCAAGCGAUUCGAAUAUGACUUUGUCAGGGAUGCCAUGGUCAAGGUCAAUGAUCGUUACGAGUUCCCUGAGAUCUGGGAUGCUUCACCAUACUUGUCCGAGACAGCCGAUCGCUCUGAGCCAUACAUCUACCGUCUUCAUGGUGUACUUGUCCACAGCGGUGACAUGAACGCUGGCCAUUACUAUGCUUUCCUCAAACCUACCAAGGACAGCCCAUUCUUCAAAUUUGAUGACGACCGUGUCACUCGCGCUACUCCCCGAGAAGCCAUGGACGAGAAUUUCGGUGGUGACUACGCUCCAACUGGACCUAAUGGCGCCACCAAGAUGCAGAACCCCUUCACUCGCCAAUGGUCGACCAAGCGCUCCAUGAGCGCUUACAUGCUUGUCUAUAUUCGCGAAAGCCGUAUUGAUCAAAUUCUUGGAGAUAGCGACAGCAUUCAACCUCCAGCACAUCUACCCAGCCGUCUUGCCGAAGAGCGUGCUGCACUCGAACGCAAGCGAAAGGAGCGCGAAGAGGCUCACUUGUACAUGAACGUCCAGAUUGCUACAGAAAGCAAUUUCCGCUCCUACCAAGGGUUUGACCUGGUCGAUUGGAAGUCAACGGACCAGGAGGAGGCAGUUGCUCCUAGAGUCCUGCGUUGUAAGAAAGCAAUGACUUUGGCAGAAUUUAACGAGCAGGUCGCGCAAGACAUCGGCACUGAUGCUGAUCUUAUUCGUCCUUGGGUCAUGGUUAACCGCCAAAAUGGCACAGUCAGACCCGAUCAUCCUCUCAAUUACUCGACAAUGACUCUCGAGGAAGCAAACGCCAAAUUCUCCACCAGAGCAGCAUCGUUCCGUCUUUUCAUUGAACAGACCACUCGUGGUGAGGACGGCAAGCCAAUCUGGGAUACCGAAGUCACAGCACCUUCCACUCCAGGCCAGGAACAGAAACCUAUCAUCGUCUUCCUCAAGCAAUUUGAUCUUGAGACUCAGACACUCAAAGGUGUUGGCCACACAUACAUGCUUCAAAGCCAANAAGUGCAGGAUCUUGCAGAGCCGAUUCUGAAGCUCAUGGGUUGGGAAGCAGGCACGUCGCUCAAGCUCUUCGAGGAGAUCAAGCAGAACUUCAUCGAUGUCAUGAAGCCGAAGCAGACGCUAGGACAAUCUGAGAUUCAAGAUGGCGACAUUGUCUGCUUCCAGAAGGUCAUGCCUGUGGAAGAGGUCCAAGCAUUCCAACAGAAAUAUCCCUCCGCCUACACCGACGCAAACUCCUUCUACGACUACCUCUUGAACCGUAUUCGUGUAUUCUUCCUACCUCGCCCCGGAGCACCGCAAAGCGUUCCGCUCGAACAGGGAGCAGACGAGUUUGAGAUGUACCUCUCGAGGAAGGACAGCUACGAUACAUUGGCAACCAAGACAGCGCAACAUUUGUCGGCAAUCUCGAAGACAGACGUCGAUUCUACUCAUCUGCGCUUCACUACGGUCAACGCUCAGAGCGGCAAGCCUAGAGGGCCUGUAAAGCGUACGCCUACAGCGACGGUACAUACCGUACUCUCUGGCGUUGGUACCGGUGGAUAUGGUGGUGGUUAUGGUUACACAAACCAGUCGCCCGACACACUGUACUAUGAAGUCCUGGAGAUGAGCCUGACAGAUCUGGAACAACGCAAGACGGUUAAGGUGACUUGGUUGCCUGAAGGAGUAACCAAAGAAGAGACAUAUGACUGCCUUGUCCCCAAGGUCGGUACAUUCGAAGAUGUUCUUCCGGUAUUCCAAAGGAAGGCCAAGCUACCAGAUGAGGUCAUUGAGCAGAUUCGCUUCUAUGAGGCUCACUCCGGCAAAGUGUAUAAGAUGCUUCUCCCGGACACAGCUGUGUCUACAUUGAAUGAAUUCAUGCAGGUUUAUGCAGAGCGCUUACCAGAGGAAGAACGCGAAGCUGAGAAGGAGGGAACGCCACCUCUUAUUGGAUGCUUCCAUUACGACAAAGAGCCUGCAAAGCCUCACGGUAUUCCGUUCAUCUUCCUCGUCAAGCAAGGUGAAGUAUUCAAGGAUACCAAGGAGAGAUUGUCCAAACGUACGGGUAUCAAAGGCAAGCAAUUUGAGAAGAUCAAGUUUUCGGUGGUCCCUCAUGGCAGCCAUUCUCGACCAAAGCCUCUUGAAGAUGAAAGUUACGGCGACGGUGAUCAGCUCGGCUUGGACCAUGUCAACAAGGCGCGUAAUGCAUGGCUCAAGUACGAGAGCUUGAACAUUCGAUAG
Messenger RNA from Aureobasidium musti, 3432 nucleotides. Lineage: Eukaryota; Fungi; Ascomycota; Dothideomycetes; Dothideales; Saccotheciaceae. The record is from the annotation of a GenBank genome assembly.